Messenger RNA from Cuscuta epithymum, 3075 nucleotides. NCBI's taxonomy places the organism in Eukaryota, Viridiplantae, Streptophyta, Magnoliopsida, Solanales, Convolvulaceae. The record is from the annotation of a GenBank genome assembly.
CGGCCGCCUGCCCGGGCGCCUUCGGGGAAAUUUUUCCUAUAAAUUGCCCGAUUUUUCCUCAACUCAAACACACCUCUUCCAACCCUAAAUCAGUUCAAAACACCUUCUUUCUUCCUCCAUUUUCGAGCUCCAAAGGGUUUAGAGAGAGAGAAACUUCAAAUCUUCAUAUCUUCUUCAUUUUAGCUCCAAUUUAUGUCUGGAGGAAGACGUGACGAUCCCAUUUUCGAGGAGCCACCACUAGGACGGGAAGACCCGCCGCCACAGCCUGAUAUCCCCUUUGCUACUAUUGCUGAUCGCAGACGCUUCCAGGCAUGGGGGCAAUAUCGCACACUCCUUCCUCCCAUGAUCCUGGACCCGACGAUGCUAGAGGAAUGGGGGGUACUGGGAUGACAUUGAUGCCCUGCUAGGAGACUCUUUAUGGCGGAGGAUUCUAUUCGUUCAGGAGAGGGCCAGCCUUCCAUUGACGAUGGAGUUUCUGUGCUCCGUUCAGUUCACUCAUUACGGACAGGCUGUGCAGGAGGGUGCUGUUAUUGGGUCAGAGUCUCGGAUGAGGUUUACUAUUCUAGGCAUGGAGCACUCCAUCACUGUGGCUGAGCUCGGAUGGAGGAUGGGGCUCUAUACCCCAGCAUACACACAGACUGAGGAGUUCCGUGCUCUUCCGACCCGCUUACCCGAGGCAUUUGACAUUGAUGAGUUUUGGCACAGACACUCCACAGACACCAGAUCAUUUCUCCGGAUGCACCCCCAUUCGAACAAAUGGAGGGCGACUCACUGGUACAUACUCUCGUUCGUACUUUCUUGUGGUUUUUUUGGACGACCUAACAACACAAACAGGUUGUCCAAAAAGGACAUACUAUUCUUUUGGAGUUUGAUUCACCGCAUCCCGGUGAAUAUGGCUGUCCUUAUGGCUCGUUUCUUCCGGAGCCAGGGGAAGACUGUGCGGCGCACUAUCCAGGCAGGGCCUUUCAUCACUACUCUCGUUAGAUCAUUCUACCCAGAUCUAGACAUUCCAGGACUAGUGCACUUACAGGAUAGCAUCCGCGUUCUUCGAUCCUCAUCCUUUACCAACAUGAGGAUCAAGAAGAAGCGGAACACUCAGGAGCUCCCAGGUAUUGAGCAGCCGACCCAGCAGAGUAGUUCUUCUCGACCCUCAGGACAUGAGGGAUCUAGCGAGCCCUUUUCAUACAUGCCUAGCGCCACAGAUUGGAGAGCGAUGAUGGAUGGGAUGCGGAGUCUCCAGACUUCAGUUUCAGAGAUGCGGGUUGUACAGGACAGAGGACUCCAGGAGAUGCGAGAGGCGCAUGAGACGGCCCUGGGAGAGUUCAGAGACUUUCGAUUAGCUCAGGAGAGAGCCACCCAGGAUAUGCAGGCGGAGCUAGAGACCCAGAGGCUAGAUAUUGAUGAGAUGAGAGAUUGGCUUAGGCCACACUAUGGCCCCCAGGAUGGCGCAGGCGAUGUUUAGAUUUGCUUCUUCCUUAACAUUUUUAUCAUGUUUGUUUGUUCUUCAGGUUGGACAUUGCGCUGCUCUUUUGACUUGAAUGCUCUUACAAACUGACUAUGGAUGAUGUAAGGAUUUUUAAAACCAUUUUUUCUCCUGUUUCAUUAUUCCUCUUCACAAAAUCUUUUCAAAACUCAAGUGUGAGGAAAGAACCAAAAAAAAAAUGUGUGCCUUUAUUUCCCAAUUUUGUGCCUCAAAAGAAGACCUCGAGGGCGAGGUCCAGCUCAAGUGUGAGGAGGUUGCGUUUUACACUCAAAAGUCAAAGCCUUGUUUUAGAACAAUCUUUUUACUAUUUUUGAUAUGAAACAUUAAUUUCUCAAUUUGUUAUCAAAUCACAAAAUAGUUUAGAAAAUCACCCUUAUUAUAAGAAUUUACUAUUAUUAUUAUUUUUGAAAACUUAAAAUUGUUAUGGGUUUUUGGUUGCGAAUGUAAAGGUCUGAAUUUGUUUUAAUUGGACAUUCAUUUUAUUCAUUAAAAAAAAUGUUACUAUUAAUAAACCUCUUCAAAACUCAUUGUUAUAGGACAAUUCCAUCUCCGAAAAGGGGCUCUGUUUCAUUCGUUAAUCACAGUCUGUGAGAAUGAAAUAUGCAUUUACCAUGGGAUAACACCGCCAACAAGAGUGAAAAAGAGCAAAAAAAAAAAAAAAAAAAAAAAUGGUGAACAAGAUGAAUGUCCAAAUUAGAAUAAUGAAAACCUUGGGAUAAGGAAUUGAUUGGUGGUUUAACAUAAUAAAUAGUUUUUCUUAAGUAAUACUAAUUUUAAACUCUUGUAUUUUGGGUGAUUUUUCUAAAAUGUUUAAAGAUUGAGAAUAAAAAGAAGAGGUUUUUGUUUCUACUUCUUUAAAAUAGCAAUUAGAUUGUAAUACAGUUAGACUUUACCUUUUGAGUGUGUUUACAACUAAUUCGUCGCUUGAGGACAAGCAACGCUUAAGUGUGAGGAGAUUGAUAAGUCCAUUUUUGUACUUAUUUUUCUUAUCAAAUUUAAGCGAUUUUUGAAUAAAAAUAGAAAGAAAAGGCAUGUUUUAGAUAUUUUGGUUCAAGUUUCAUGAAAUCAGGUGAAAAUCACAUUCAUAAUAUGUUUGCCGGGAUUUCGGGUCAAUUGAGCACAAAAGGAGUCAAUCUGAGUAACAAAUGAAGUCAUACCGGAAGAAGUAAGCAUUUUAUCAAGGUGAUCCAGAAGGCAAUCUUGGAGAGCAAGAAACGCGGGAUUUAUCAGACGAAUUUGGCGGCAGGCGCCCAAAUAGGCGCCCAAUAUGGCCGCCUGGCUGGCCGCCUACGGUAUAUCAAAGUCAACGCUCCAGUUUGACCCGAACCUAUAGAAGACAGAAAGCGGCCGACGGAGGAAGGAAGGCGGCCGCCCUUCGUGGCCGCCUGCGGCACAACGGGACAAGGCCAACCACCGGCCGGUGCGACUUGACGGCAGGCGGCCAGACAGGAACGGCAGGCGGCCGCCGUCUGGACCGCCUGCGGCUGACGUUGACGGGCUCACGUCGACCUGCCGGUGAAGACAACGGAAGGCGGCCAAUUUUGGUGGAAGGCGGCCGCCUUCUAUGGCCGCCUACGGCUGACGGAGACCAG